AAAAAAAUAAAAAAAAGGAGGGGUUCGCCAGCUUUGCCUUGCCAGCCGCCUCAGCGAUAAAAAGGAGUCUCGGGGGGUGUUUAGGUUUUGCAAGGAAGGGGAAAGGAUUCGAAGCGAGGCCACGUCUCACUCAAACCCUUGAAACUUCACCCUCCUUUUCCCCUUUUUCUCUUCCACGCUCUCCAAUCUAGGGUUUUAGCCCCUUCUUCUUCCAAAUCUAUUCUUCGCUUUUCUUUUUCUCAAAAAAUCCUCAAUGAGCAACGAAGGGAUUAACUUCAACAUGCCAGAUCUCGGCGAUGCUCUUAACGAGGAAGCUCGAGCUGGUCUCGUUAACGCUCUCAAAAAUAAGCUUCAGAAUCUUGCUGGGGAGCACACCGAUAUGUUGGAGAGCCUGUCACCGAAUGUCAGGAAGCGUGUGGAGGUUCUUAGAGACAUCCAGAGCCAACAUGAUGAAUUAGAGGCUAAGUUUUUUGAGGAGAGGGCAGCACUUGAAGCUAAAUAUCAGAAACUAUAUCAACCUUUUUACGCCAAGCGAUACGAUAUUGUGAAUGGUGUUGGUGAAGCUGAAGGAACUCCAAAUGAAGUAGCUAUGGACCAAGGAGAGGAUAAAGCUGAUGAAGGUAUGGUCUUGUUAAUUCUGGUCCCUAUUUUUUCUCCAUCAGCUCCUUUCUUUCUGUGUGCACGAAUAUUUAUGCAAUUGCUUUAUGCAGAGAAGGGAGUUCCUGAUUUUUGGCUUACUGCAAUGAAAAAUAAUGAAGUGCUUUCUGAUGAGAUCACUGAGCGUGAUGAAGGAGCACUCAAAUAUCUCAAGGAUAUCAAGUGGUAUAGGAUAGUGGAACCCAAAGGAUUCAAGCUAGAGUUUUACUUUGACACCAAUCCUUAUUUCAAGAACACUGUGUUGACUAAGACAUAUCACAUGAUUGAUGAAGAUGAACCUAUUCUUGAGAAAGCUAUUGGGACGGAGAUUGAAUGGUAUCCAGGAAAAUGCUUAACACAAAAGCUCCUUAAAAAGAAGCCUAAGAAGGGAUCAAAGAAUGCCAAGCCAAUCACUAAAACAGAAGAUUGUGAAAGUUUCUUCAACUUCUUCAAUCCUCCUCAAGUUCCUGAUGAUGAUGAAGACAUUGAUGAAGAUACUGCGGAGGAGCUACAAAAUCAAAUGGAACAGGAUUAUGACAUAGGGUCAACAAUUCGAGACAAGAUUAUUUCCCAUGCUGUGUCAUGGUUUACAGGGGAAGCUAUUCCGGGAGAUGAGCUUGAGAUAGAAGAUGACGAUGAUGAUGAAGGUGAUGAGGAUGAUGAAGAGGAAGAGGAAGAGGAAGAGGAUGAUGAAGAUGAUGAUGAUGAUGAUGAUGAAGAAAGGAAAACCAAAAAGAAGUCCUUGUCUGCUGAAAAGAAGAUUGUAAGGGCACAGGGGGAUGGGCAGCAAGGUGAGAGGCCUCCAGAAUGCAAGCAGCAGUAGCUUCUACUUGUUGCUGUGGCAGAUGUGUGGCCAUGUCAGCUGGGUGCUCUAUUAGAUGGCGAUUGGAAAUGAGGGGGGAAGAGGGGUUUACAGUUUUGGUGGUUAUUUAUAGUUACAUUUUUCAUGUUGUACCAUGAAUGAUUGGUUUGGAGAAUCCUUCUUUUCCCUGUUUUGGUCUGGUCUGUUGGUUUGAUAGUACGUGGUCUGGUGGUCGAGAUGUGUUAAGAUUGUCUUUAUGUGAAUGUUUCUCGAACUCUCGAGUAUAUGUCUGCCUUAGUGUUCUUGUUGUGAUAGCUUGUUAUCAAUCAUUUUAUGCCAGUCUGAUUAUAAUUAUUUUUUAA
This is a messenger RNA of Durio zibethinus, 1800 nucleotides long. The record is from RefSeq and is a predicted model, not a curated record. NCBI's taxonomy places the organism in Eukaryota, Viridiplantae, Streptophyta, Magnoliopsida, Malvales, Malvaceae.